This is a messenger RNA of Melopsittacus undulatus (budgerigar), 3314 nucleotides long. It is a transcript of the gene KATNBL1, whose product is annotated as katanin regulatory subunit B1 like 1. The transcript has 10 exons. The record is from RefSeq and is a predicted model, not a curated record. Gene Ontology annotation, molecular function: microtubule binding. The coding region runs from base 154 to 1065 and encodes 303 amino acids. NCBI's taxonomy places the organism in Eukaryota, Metazoa, Chordata, Aves, Psittaciformes, Psittaculidae. Gene Ontology annotation, cellular component: nucleolus.
GAGGGUUGCGGGGGACGAACAGCUUUUUCCAACGAGAAGCUAGACCAGAACGGGACAGCUCUCCCCAGCACGCUGACGGCCCCGGGGCGCGGCUCGGCCCGGCAAACAGCCAGGGCAAGCCGCCAGGCGGAAGGGCCGGGGAUUUGAGAGAUUAUGGCAUCUGAAGCCCACAAUGUUAAAAAACAGAAAGUAUUGCAUAUCGAAGGUCAUCCCGUUGAUCUCCCCAGGAAAAGAAUCUCUUCUUCCACUAAAAAGAUCAUGAAGGAGGGUAAGAAAUCUCCAAAACAGCUGGCUUCAUACACAAACAGAGUAACAGUUGGAAAAACGGUGACAAGUCCCCUCUCUCUUUUCAAAGUAGUUUAUUGUAAAAGAAAAGUUCAUUGCUAUACUCCAAAGCCUUGUUACAGAAAGAAACAGCUCCCUAAAUCUAGGGGCUGUGACAUGGCAAAUAAAGAAAAUGAAGUGGCUUGUGCAGGGAAUCUGCUAGAAAAAGUGCAAAAUAGUCGUACGUGCUUCCUGAAUUCGAGCGACUCUGGCUCAUCUCAAACAGAAGGCCCUUCAUCCAAAUACAGUGGAUUUUUUUCAGAGGUUUCUCAGGACCAUGAAACUAUGACUCAAGUUCUUUUCAGCAGGAAUCUGAGGCUGAAUGUAGCUUUAACCUUUUGGAGAAGAAGGAGUAUAAAUGAAUUGGUCACCUACUUAGUGAGGAUACAGGAUCUUGGAGUAGCAGCAGACUGCCUUCCUGUGCUUACAAAGAGUUUACAGGAAGAAAAACCAUUUAUUUCAGUUGGCUGCUGUGUAGAUCUUUUGCCUUUAGUGAAAUCUCUGCUUAAAAGCAAAUAUGAAGAAUAUGUGAUAGUUGGUUUAAACUGGCUUCAGGCUGUCAUUAAAAGAUGGUGGUCAGAACUAUCUGCACAUACAGAAAAGGCAGAGGAUGGAAAUAUUCAUACUUUAAAACAAGAAUUAAGUGGUUUAUGGGAACAGCAGAAUCAUCUGACACUGGUUCCAGGAUAUACUGGUAACAUAGCUAAGGAUAUAAAUGCUUAUUUAUUACAGCUGCACUGACACGAUUGGGAAACUGUGUUUAUGUGAAAUAUGUAAUAUGUCUGAAAGCCUUUUGAGAAAUACUGGCGGAAGAGAAUUGAACUGUCAAGCUGUUUAAUAAAACCACUAACAUCAUAACAAUCUACUUCACAUUGAAGUGGAAAAAUAUCUAGUAGGAGCAACUUUUACUUCAGUGAGGUGAAAGUGCACUAUGAAAACUGUAUGCCUUUGCUGCAUUUGGGAUUCACUUAGUUACUAGGUAUUCAUUGAAAUGCUACUGUAUUUUACUACAACAUCCCACAAAAGAUGAAUUAUCCUGUCAUGAAGCCAAGACAGCUGAACCAGUUACAAGGAACCAACAAAAGCAGUCAGCAUUAAGAGUUUUUAAAUGUCUUUCACAAGAGAACUCCAAAAUACAUAACUUCCAGUUACAUUAAAAAAACAACAAAAAACUUCAGGAUAUUCAAUUACUUCUGUGUUUUAAUCAAAUUAUUAAAGACAGUUUUUGUUUGCACUAUUGAGAAACUACACAGCAAAGAUGCCUUAAUUACUAGUGUUUCAAAAAGCCAAUGUGUUAAGAUGCAGAUAGCUAUUAUGUUCAGAUUGUGACGAAAAACUACAAAAAUCAGGGUUUCACAUUGUGUAGUUAAUGAAACAUUGCACAUAUACAAAGAUUCACGUAUGAAAAAUAUUAUAAAUACCUGAAGUUAAGCUCCGAUAAACAGUUAUUGCAAAUGUCAGCAGAAUGGUGACUUUGUCUAACAAAUGUUUUUAUAUUGUAUGUGAAUUUCUAACAUAGUAAUCUUGUUCUGUAUCAUUUAAAGUACAUGCAAAUAAGUAAAUAUAUUAAAUGUAUCUACUGUUUUUUCUUUUCAAGUUCAUAAAAGAAUUUCUAGAAUAAUCUCUUCCACUGUACUUUUUAUCAUAGGUAUUUAUUGUUUGAAAUGUUUACAGCCAGAUGAGGCCAUGUUUUGCAAGUCGCACCCUUUUUAUACUACCUCCUUUAAGAAAAUGACAGAGCUUUUGCAAAAUUAGUCAAGUGCUAGCCUGAGCAAUGGUGGCAAUUUUAGACCAACAAUAGCAUUGAAAAUACAGCUAUAAACUCUUCUACUGUCCUUUUGCUAUCCUGUACUGUUUUAAUUUAAAAGCUGUUGCUUAAUAGCUCUGAGGGAGUUUUGAUUUAGGCUUGCUAUUGCCUUUUUAUUUUAUGACUAGGAAGCAUGCUUUUCCAAUUAAAACUUAUGAAGUGCCACCUGUUCACUUAAAACAUAAGUACAUGCAAAGCAUGUAUCACCAGUCUGCUUCUUUAAAAAAACUAAGUAUUUACAAGGGUUCUUUUCAUACCUAGCAUUAAGCAUUGCACUUUUAUUGAUGUGCAAGAGAAAACUCUUUUAAUAGCCCCAAGUGGUUUUUGCUUUACAGAUGAAAUAAAUUAAUUUUAAACUGAUGGGUAAUGGUCAACAGCUUUAGGCCUCCUGUUGCUUUGUUUUGUACUUAAUUUACAUAUUAUUGCUGUCUUUUGAAGGCCUGCUAGAAAGAUAGCAGAAUUUGGUGCUUUUGGUUAUUUGAAUGUUCUUUAAACCACCAAAGGUUUUGCACUUCCCAGGGUAAUUGGCUGCAGGAAAGAGUUCUGGGACAUCCCAAAACAGAUAACUCUGUGGGACAAUCUUGAGAUACACACAGCCAAAUCUUUUUGCUUGAAUUUUCAUGUAUCGUUAGAGAUAUUUCACACUUGGAGUUUGAGAUAAAACUUGUUUUUCAGAUGUCCUUGCUGACAAUUAAAAGUUUAAAGGAACUAUAGUAUGAUUCCAUUAUUGUAUUUACUGUUCUGUUGAGCACUUAAAUGUAAAAGUAACAGAAAGACUAGCUUUAUAAUUUGGGUACCAGCUGCUGAAGCUCUACAGUAUUCUUGUACAAUUAUCUAAAAGGUGAUGAAAUUCAGGUCUUCUAUUUGUUGGUUGUUUGGUUUUUUAUUUUGGGUGGGGUGUAUUGUUUUGUUUUGUUUUUUUUUAAUAGAAUGAAGUAACUCAUGGCCAUUUAUUUCUGGUAAUAAUAAGUAGUCAUUCUAAUUGAUUAAAGUGAAAUACUCUAGUAUUCAAGAAUCCAGCUUGAUUGUAGAUGUAAAUACAUGGGCUUGUAAUGAGUUCUGCAUGUGGCCAGGGAUUUAUCAGCUUGUAACUCUGGAUGGUGCUUUUGUUCUAGUGGCAAGGUAAGACUAACUUGAGGAUCACUCUUGAGAAAUAUCUAAUAAAAUUAUGCAUUAUUUUUAA